Pestalotiopsis fici W106-1 is the source of this 4839-nucleotide messenger RNA. RefSeq lists its product as uncharacterized. Gene Ontology annotation, molecular function: ATP binding; ABC-type transporter activity; lipid carrier activity. Lineage: Eukaryota; Fungi; Ascomycota; Sordariomycetes; Amphisphaeriales; Sporocadaceae. The record is from RefSeq and is a predicted model, not a curated record. Gene Ontology annotation, cellular component: membrane; intracellular membrane-bounded organelle. Gene Ontology annotation, biological process: lipid transport; transmembrane transport. The transcript is spliced from 6 exons. Bases 1 to 4839 code for a protein of 1612 amino acids.
AUGGCAGUGGCGUUUGACACCAUACGCCGCCAGACCUGGGCACUCACGAAAAAGAAUUAUACGGUAGCAGUCGUCCGGUCGUUCGGCUGGACACUGUUCCGUGCCUAUAUUCUCCCACUCAUCAUUGUCAUACUACUCCUCGAGAUUCCCAACUUUACGAAAAAGACGAGCCAUAAUGGCGUGGGUUCCCCCGCUACGGUCAAGAGCCUGGCAGACUCCAUCGACAGCUCAAGGAAGCUCGCCAUUGUUCAACUAGCAAACCAGACGAGCGAUGUGCAACAAGUCAUCAAAACAAUAACCGAGCCUCUCGGCGAAGACAAGAUCAUCCGUCUCUCUAGCGCCGACGAGGUAUGGGAUGCUUGCAAUGUCGACUUCCACGGCAACUCCAACUGUCAUGCAGUACUCACAUUUAGAGACUCCCCUGGCAACGGUGCAGUCAAUGACACUUGGACAUAUUCCAUCCAGGUAGACCCCAAUCGCCGAUCAGGGGGAGUCGUCGACGUUGUCAACCACGAUACUCUGUACGAGAACUUCUGGGUGCCCCUUCAAGUUGCCAUUGACAAUGCCAUUGCAAACACGACCUCCAUGCCAGAAGUCUACUCAUACGCCAUGGUUGAUGUCGAUGAGGCCGCAAAGCGAACGAGGCAGUCAUACCUGGAGACCGCCCGUGUCAUUCUUGGAUUCGCCUUCUUCCUGUCAAUGCUGACGGUUGUGCAUCAUGCUUCGACCAUGAUGUCCUCGGAGAGAGAGUUUGGACUUGCUCAGCUCGUCGAUGCCAUGGGAGGAGGAGUCGCCUGGCCGAGGAUUAUUAGUUACAGUCUAUUUUUCGAUCUUUUGUAUCUGCCUCUAUGGAUAAUCAUUGGUGCUCUGAUCGGACACUUACUUGUACCCCAUACCAACAUGGCCAUUCCGAUAUUCUGGCAAAUAUUUGCGGGCUGGGCGACGACACACUCGGCUGUCUUUGCGACCGCCUUUUUCCGAAACUCCAACGCUGCUGUCACAAUCGUCUUUCUUGUGGCCUUUCUCCUAGCAGUGGCCGCCACCUUUGUGGACAAUCUCGGGCGGACACCUCCCGAAGUCCCCGAGAUUGCCAUUCUGUCGUUGCUCUUCCCCAGCAUGAAUUACAUCUUCUUUCUCAACUUCCUCCUCAGAUUCGAAAUCCUCGAGUUGCCCACCACCAUGGGCUCACCGCUGCCAAAGGGUGAUGUCGACACCAUGUUUAGUUCUGAAGCAGUCCGGCGUUGGAAUUACAACGUUGGGCCAUAUCUACUUUGGAUACUCUUGAUCAUUCAGAUUAUUGUGUUUCCUAUACUCGCCGGGCUGGUGGAACAUUGGAUGAAUGGAAACAACCGUCGCCGUCGCGACUUUAACAGACACCCUGAUGCCGACGGUUCUCAUGUGGCCAUUGAAGCUGCCGGUCUCGAGAAGCAUUACGGGCCCUCUAUCUGGAGAAAGAUGUUCUGCUGCGGACGCGGAAAGCCCGUCGUCAAGGCAGUAGAUGGACUCAACCUCACAAGUCAAAAGCGUCAAAUUCUGUGUCUCUUGGGUCCAAAUGGGUCUGGAAAAACCACAACUCUAGACAUGAUUGCCGGAUUUCAGACGCCCACUGGCGGUUCCGUCAACAUCAAUGCGCUCCCUUCACAGAUUGGCGUCUGCCCGCAAAAGAAUAUUCUCUGGGACGAGCUGACGGUAUUUGAGCAUCUCGUCUUUUGGAAUACCGUCAAGAGCGGCACUGAUGAUGCCGCGGCGCUCGAGAAGCUCGUCCAAAUGUGCGACCUCGUCAAGAAGAGAAACACUCUGGCCAAAAACCUCAGUGGUGGCAUGAAGCGUAAAUUACAGCUGGCUUGCAUGUUGGUAGGCGGAAGCUCCGUCUGCUUGAUGGACGAAGUGACUUCUGGACUCGACCCGAUUUCGCGCCGUGUCAUCUGGAACGCCGUACUUGGUGAGCGCUCUCGUCGAACAAUGGUGUUUACCACUCACUUUCUCGACGAGAGCGAGGUGCUUUCUGACCACAUUGUCAUUGUCUCUCUCGGUAAAGUAAAGUGCCAAGGCACUCCCGCAGAGUUGAAGAACCAAUAUGGUGCGGGAUAUAGGGUGCACCUACCCAAGACGGCGGAUGUCUCUUCCAUCACGUAUCCCGUCGUUGAUCACGGCGAUCGCUACAUUUGCAGAACUCCCGACUCCUCCUCGGCAGCGCGCCUCUUGGCUACCCUAGAGGACACCAAGGAUUCGCAAAACUUCAUCACGGGUCCCACGAUUGAGGAUGUCUUUUUAAAGGUCUCGGACGAACCUCACGUGGUAAAGGAUGGCAAUUCCGAUGGAGGGAUAGUCCACGAAAAGCCCAACGAAGCGAACCCGAGUUCAAUUCCCGAUCAGAUGCCAAAGCCCCAUACCGUGUUUUUCAGGCAGUUCAACGCCCUAUUUACUAAGCGUCUCAUAAUCUUGCGUACUCAGUGGUGGGUUUACAUAUUGACACUGGCUAUACCCAUCAUAGCAACGUACUUUCUCAAAGAUCUCUUGCAGACCUACAAAGAUGGCGGUUAUGUAGGCUUUCAGCCACCAAAAUGCGAAGAUCUUGUAGGAAGAACCAACGAACCUUCGGUAUCCUCCCUGUACAGCGCGAGCGGCGUAGUUGUCGGACCUGACCAGGCAGCGAACCAAAGCCUCCUCGCUACAGGCCAGCGAUCUUUUCCGGGUAACGUUUACUUCUAUUACGUAUCGCAGUACUAUAACGGCUUGCCGGUUGUUGUAAACAAUUACGACAACUUUACAAAGUAUAUACACGAUCACGCCGUAAAUGUAACCAAGGGUGGCAUAUACAUUGACAAUACCACCUCACCAGUACUUGCUAUUUCCGCAUCAGCAUACGAUUCCGUUUCCUUUACCAAUGUCUUCAACAUGAUGAGGUUGAAUAUCACCACCAAGAUGCUCGUUGGAGAUCUGAGAUCGGUAUCCUCGUAUGAAAUGUCAAACUCUCUCCUAUACAACAUCAUAUUCUGCCUGCUCAUGGCCAUUUACCCUGCCUUUUUUGCCUUGUACCCGACAUACGAGCGGCGAUCAAAAGUCCGAGCGUUGCAAUACAGCAAUGGAAUACACGCUCUACCUCUAUGGUCGUCCUACAUGGUUUUCGACAUGAUGUUUGUGCUCAUCAUCUCUGUCGUAUGCACUGCAUUAAUCCUCACGCUGGACACGGAGUUCUGGGCCCUUGGCCACUUGUGGCUCGUCCAAUUCCUGUAUGGCAUCGCCGCGCUUCUUCAGUCGUACAUCAUCUCGACUUUCUCGUCGUCACAGCCAGCUGCGUUGUCCUGGGCAAUGAUCAUCAUGAUGAUUGAGUUUGUUGCUUCCAUGAUCACCUUGGUCGUCGUGGGAGACAGCUUGGCAGGCGAUACAGUCACUCUGGACGGCACAACCUACGCUCUGGGCUUGAUUUUCCCGAUCCAAAACUUGCUGCGAGCUAUUGCAUUGAGCUUGAACUUGUACAUUGUUAGGUGCCGCGGAACCACUGCCAUCAAUGAUCCGGGCUCCAUCUAUGCCUUUGGUGGCCCAAUCUUGCUGUUGAUAAUCCAAAUCAUAGCCUUCCUGGGUCUUCUUGUCUGGCUCGACGGAACUAUUCUGCACUUUUCAAGAACCAAAACGCCACAAACCGACAACGAGAGGGCAGCCGCUGGGGCAUCAGGCCGGCCCGACGUCGACACCGAGACCGCCAGGGUCGAAGCCUCAAAGACCGAUCUCCUGCGCAUGUUGCACGUGUCCAAGCGUUUCGGCGGCACUCACGCCGUGGAAGACGUCUCAUUAGGCCUGCGCGAAGGUGAGAUCCUGGCCUUGCUGGGACCAAACGGCGCCGGCAAGACGACCAGCAUCAACAUGAUUCGCGGCGACAUGAGUCCCUCGUCGGGGUCCAUCCUCCUCGAAGGCGUAGACGUGCAAAAGAACAAGCGCCAAGCCCAAGCGCACCUCGGAGUCUGCCCGCAGUUUGACGCGCUGGACCUCUUGACGGUACGGGAACACCUCGUCUUUUACGCGCGGUGCAAGGGCGUUCCCAACGUGGCACAAGACGUCGGCUACGUGCUCUCCCGGGUCGGACUGUCGGCGCACGCGGGCAAGAGGGCGGCGCGGCUGUCGGGCGGGCAGAAGCGCAAGUUGUCGCUCGCCAUUGCGCUGCUCGGCAACCCGCCGGUCCUGCUGCUCGACGAGCCCAGUUUCGCCAUGGACGCCGCGAGUAAGCGCGUACUAUGGAAGACGCUUGAAGCAGUAGCACCGGGUCGUAGUGUACUCCUCACCACUCACAGCAUGGAAGAGGCAGAUGCCCUCGCCACCCGCGCAGCCAUCAUUGCACGCCGCUUGCUGUCCAUCGGCACGACGCAGGAACUGCGCAAGAGGCACAGCAACGAUUACCAUGUCCACUUGAUCCUCAAGAGCGCCCCGCUCUCCACACCAGAAGAAAUGCAGCGCGUGGCGGACUGGGUCGUCCAGCGGUUCUCUGGCGUGAGAAGCCAAGUCACAUUCGAGGGGGAGAAUCUCGGCGGACAGGUGCGGUUCCGGGUGCCCGCCGACGCCGUGGUGCACGACUCUGGCCACGACGCCACCGUGCGGGAUCGUGCCGACGAGGGCGACGACUUGGUCUCGCCGAUUGAGAAUGAAGGACAAGGCAAGAGCUUUGUGAGACAUUUGAUUGACACGCUUGAAAAGAACAAGGAGGAGCUGGGAUUGGAUUGCUAUUCUAUUGGCGCCGCGACCAUGGAGAGCGUGUUUCUGAGUGUGGUCAAGGAUAGCGAUGCAGCAGAGGAGGAAGAUGAGAAGAAGACAAUAUGGCAGAAGAUGGGAUUCAACAGACAAUGA